Molecule: messenger RNA, 2095 nt
Organism: Conger conger (European conger)
Lineage: Eukaryota; Metazoa; Chordata; Actinopteri; Anguilliformes; Congridae
Exons: 8
Coding region: 254-1693 (479 amino acids)
Molecular function (GO): NADP binding; flavin adenine dinucleotide binding; N,N-dimethylaniline monooxygenase activity
Source: RefSeq, a predicted model, not a curated record
CAGACAGACACACGCAGGUGCGCACAAGCACACACACACACACACAAACACACACGGAGGUGCGCACAAGCACACAAACACAUUCAGCCGCGCACACACGCAUACACACAUGUAGGCAUAUGGGACAUUGUGAGGGAAGAACACGGGAAGUUGACGUAAAUGUGUUUUUCUUAUUGCACGCAGAAACAGGAAACACGGUGCAAGGCGGAAGUGAAGAGCGCAGAAUACGAGAUCAAAACAGAAGUUUGUGGAGAUGACGGCUGCGGGUGUUAUAUUAACCCGGAUGUCUGGGCAGCUGCGCGUGGCCGUGGUGGGGGCUGGGGCGGCGGGGCUCUGCGCUGCGCGUCACAUCCUGUCGCGCCAGAACAACUUCCUGCCCCCGGUGGUGUAUGAGCUGAGCGGCGGCGUGGGCGGGACCUGGGUUUACGAAGAGCGCGUGGGCUGCCAUGACAACGGCCUGCCCAUCCACAGCAGCAUGUACCGCAAUCUCAGGACCAACCUGCCCAAGGAGGUGAUGAUGUUCCCGGAUUUCCCCUUUGACCCCCAGCUGCCCUCCUUCCUGCCCCAUCAGGAAGUGAAGCGAUACCUGGAGAGAUACAGUCAGCACUACCACAUCACCCCUCACAUCCGGUUUCAAACUGUGGUGGAGGAAGUGAAGCCGGUCGCCAUGGAGACGGGGGAGGGAAAGGUGACGUGGGAGGUGACAUCAUCAGGUGGGCAGGGUGGACCGAGGACUGAGACAUUCGACGCCGUGUUCGUCUGCAACGGGCAUUACUCUGUCCCCUACCUGCCCUCCAUCCCAGGACUGGAACACUUUAAAGGCACCCUGCUGCACAGCCACGCCUAUCGAGUCCCAGAGCCUUUCGCCGGCCAAUCAGUGGUGGUGCUAGGGGCAGGAGCGUCGGGAUUGGACAUCUCCAUUGAACUGGCGGGUGUCAAUGCCCAGGUGACUCUGAGCCACGGCAGACCCCCCCUGCAGGUCCCCCUGCCCCCCCAGGUGCGGCAGGCCCCCCCGCUGAGCCGGAUUCUGGAGGACGGGGGGGUACAGUUUGGGGACGGGGGCGUGUCUCACCCCCAGGUGAUGCUGCUCUGUACGGGGUACAGCUUCAAUUACCCCUUCCUGCCCCGAGCUGCCCUGGGCCUGCAGGUGCAGCCCCACCUGGUCGCCCCGCUCUACCUGCACCUCGUGCCCCCUGCCUGGCCCUCCCUCUUCAUCGUGGGUGUGUGCAAGACCAUCUGCCCCUUCCCCCACUUCCACACGCAGGUGCAGUUCGCGCUGGCGGUGCUAGAGGGCGCUGUGGCCCUGCCCUCCCGGGCGGACAUGGAGGCGGAGAUUCAGAGGGAGAUGGACAGGAAGCUGUCAGAGGGGGUGGAGCUUAGGCACCUGCUGAAGAUGGAGUGGGCUCAGUGGGAGUACUACCGCACUCUGUCCCGUCUGGGGGGGUUCCCCCCCCCUCCGCCCGUCACCCAGAGCCUGUACGAGGAGGUGUGGAGGCAGAGACAGAGACACCCACAGAACUACAGGCAGCUCAACUACCAGCUCAUCAGCGACACCCAGUGGCAGGAGCUGGAACCGCAGCCGGACAGGACGGAGCCCUGGACCGGAGGGAUGGAGAGAGAAGAAGAAAGGACGGAGAGAGAGAGGAAGAGAGAGGACAGAGAAAAGCAGGGAUUUAAACCCUGGGACAGAUGACAGGCUCUGAGACAGGGUUUCUCAGCUGCUUCCUCUCCACACUACUCAGCAGUUCUGCUGGGAAACAUGGCGGCCAUUUUGUUUCACAGCUUCUCACCACAGGUCAGUUACAGUGACAAGACUAAUUUAUCCAUUUACGCACAGAAACUGAUGAGGUGGCAGGACUGUGAGGUUGAGCCCCCCCCACUCACACUGGACAUGCAUUCCUCCCUCAGGACGCAGCUACGGCUGGUAAUGAUAACAGAUUAUCCAAAAUACUUAAAGCUUUGAAAAUCAUAAGUGUUUUUCUGAAUUACAAUGCCAAAUAUAAAUCGGAAGCAAAUGGCGAGAUGUUUAAAAAAAAAAAAAAACAUUCAAAUAGAGACAUGGUCUGAACAAUAAUAAAAUUGCAUUCGAAUGAAA